AUGGACCGAUUUCUUAUUCCAGCAGGUGUUUUAUUCCUUCUAUUGUACACUGUAGAAAUUGACUGCAAAACUUACGAUGAGAUGGCAGAGUUUUAUAAGACUCUGUAUGAAAAUUAUGAACCGAAAUUACGACCAUUGAAGAACCAAAGCCAUCCUAUUGAAGUUUAUAUCGAUGUACGAUUACAUUCCAUUGUGUCAUAUGACGAACGAGCUGGAACGCUAACAUCUCUCAUACUGAAUUCACUGAGCUGGACAGACGAGGUGUUGAGAGACAAAUUUUCGGUAAAUAGUGUGGACUACAUUGAAGUCCCAAUAUCGAAAAUAUGGAGUCCAAAACAUUACAUCUUUAACACUGCCAUAGAAGACACGGUACUGAAAACUGGAGAAGUAAGACAUGAGGACUGUUAUCUCCAUCAGGAUGGGAAGAUUAUUUACGAAUACUUGGGACUAGCGGUUACAAAAUGUCCAGCAAAUAUUUUGAAAUACCCACUAGACAACCACUUGUGUAAUAUUACAUUUUUUGCAGUCGAGCCAAUAGAAAAAUUGAUUUUCUAUCCACACUAUGUGGUGAAUGGUGGCAACAACGGCUCUGCUAUGUUCGAAAACGAAGAAUGGAACACGUCUAACUUAACGUCAUUCUUCUCCGUUGAGCAUUCCCACUCUGUAUUCCAAUUUUAUAUCAAUAUAUCAAGGAAACCGAUGUAUAUACUGCUGAAUUUGACUGUGCCCUUAGUGUGUCUGUGUGUUCUGAACUCAUUUGUUUUCCUUUUACCUGAGUCGUCUGGAGAGAGGAUAUCCUAUUCGGUGACGAUUCUUUUGGCUCUUGUAUUGUAUCUAAACAUGAUCGCUGACCGCUUACCUAACAGUACACCGAUCAGUCUCAUCAAUAUCAACAUCAUCGCCCAGUUCACCAACAGCUGCUUCAUUGUCCUUUUCACAAUCCUUACACUGUGGAUGUACAACAAUCAACAAGAGAACAAGCCGGUUUCAAGACCCUGGGGCAUGUUUGUACAAAUCCUGUCCGGGGGAAUGUGCAAAAAACCUGUGAGGUCAAAAGUCGAACCAAAUCAGCUGAUGGAUGUCAAUGGGAAAAUUGAAGAAGAGGAUAAAACUGAUUUGCACAAUGAAUGUGAAUUCGAAGUUUCAAUCACGUGGGCAGAUGUUGUGCAUUUAACCAAUUGUGUAAUGUUUAGGGCCAACAUUUUGUUUUUCACAGCCGAGUUAGCAAUAUUUCUUACUUUGAUAUUGAAAUGA
Ostrea edulis (European flat oyster) is the source of this 1254-nucleotide messenger RNA. RefSeq names its product neuronal acetylcholine receptor subunit alpha-9-like. Gene Ontology annotation, biological process: signal transduction; monoatomic ion transmembrane transport; chemical synaptic transmission. Bases 1 to 1254 code for a protein of 417 amino acids. The transcript has a single exon. Lineage: Eukaryota; Metazoa; Mollusca; Bivalvia; Ostreida; Ostreidae. Gene Ontology annotation, cellular component: synapse; neuron projection; membrane. Gene Ontology annotation, molecular function: neurotransmitter receptor activity; extracellular ligand-gated monoatomic ion channel activity; transmembrane signaling receptor activity. The record is from RefSeq and is a predicted model, not a curated record.